CCCGGGAGGCGGUGGCCGAGGCCCAGGCAGCGGCGGCGGCAGCCCAGGAGGCGGCGGACGGGGAGCGGCGGGAGCAGGCUCGGCUGCAGAAUGCGCGUCCGCCGGGGGCUGCUGCGGCUGCCGCGCCGCUCGCUGCUCGCCGCGCUCUUCUUCUUCUCGCUGUCGUCCUCGCUGCUCUACUUCGUCUAUGUGGCGCCCGGCAUAGUGAACACCUACCUCUUCAUGAUGCAGGCUCAAGGCAUCCUGAUCCGGGACAACAUGAGAACCAUCGGAGCUCAGGUCUACGAGCAGGUGGUCCGGAGCGCGUACGCCAAGAGGAAUAGCAGCAUGAAUGACUCAGAUUAUCCUCUUGACUUGAACCACAGCGAAACCUUCCUACAAACCACAACGUUUCUUCCUGAAGACUUCACCUACUUUGCAAACCAUACCUGCCCCGAGAGGCUCCCUUCUAUGAAGGGCCCAAUAGACAUAAACAUGAGUGAGAUUGCAAUGGACGACAUCCAUGAAAUCUUCUCCAAAGACCCAGCCAUCAAGCUUGGAGGUCACUGGAAGCCUUCGGAUUGCCUGGCGCGGUGGAAGGUGGCGAUCCUCAUCCCUUUCCGGAACCGCCACGAGCACCUGCCAGUCCUCCUGCGACACCUGAUCCCCAUGCUACAGCGCCAGCGCCUGCGGUUUGCAUUUUAUGUGGUGGAGCAGGUUGGCACCCAGCCUUUUAAUCGAGCCAUGCUUUUCAACGUCGGUUUUCAAGAAGCAAUGAAGGAUCUGGACUGGGACUGUCUUAUUUUUCAUGACGUGGAUCACAUACCAGAAAGCGAUCGGAACUACUAUGGAUGCGGGCAGAUGCCAAGGCACUUUGCGACCAAGUUGGACAAGUAUAUGUACCUGCUUCCUUACACCGAGUUCUUUGGUGGAGUGAGCGGCCUGACUGUGGAACAGUUUCGGAAGAUCAAUGGCUUCCCAAACGCUUUCUGGGGUUGGGGUGGAGAAGAUGACGACUUGUGGAACAGAGUACAGAACGCGGGCUACACUGUGAGCCGGCCGGAAGGCGACACCGGCAAGUACAAGUCUAUCCCUCACCACCAUCGAGGAGAAGUCCAGUUUCUUGGAAGGUAUGCUCUGCUGAGGAAGUCCAAAGAACGGCAAGGGCUGGACGGCCUCAACAACUUGAACUACUUUGCAAACAUCACAUACGACGCCUUGUAUAAAAACAUUACCGUCAACUUAACACCCGAGCUGGCUCAGGUGAGCGAGUACUGAGAGGGGGGAGCAGGGGACGUGCUUCGCCCGCCGCCGCCCAGGAAGCAGCCCGCUGUGCUGUCUCGGCGGGAAGAGAAUAGAAACACGGUGUCUGAUGAAGGGUCACAGGGUUCGAGGAGGAAAACAAACUGUGAACAGUGUCCACGCACAAAACGCCUUCACUGUGGCUUGGGAGCUUCCUUCAUGAGGACUGGCUUUCUGUUUCCACAAGACGGACGUGUGUCCUGCUGCUCUGCUGCGCCCCGUCUCAGCCAGGAGCUCCGCGCCCGGACCCCAGGGCCACCACGGUCCCGCCGCGCAGCCCGUUCCCACCAAUGGCCUUUGGAGUUUCCCAGCCUUCAGAGCAAAGAGGCAGCCCCACCAGCGGGCCGCCGCGUUGUAGGAAGAGCAAAUGAAACCACACACCAUUCUUCUCCAUCUCUGGUGUUCUCCUUGGUUUCAUUUUUUUUUUUUUAAAGAAAAACAAUUAAUAAAUAAAUUACCUGCUUCGGGUGGGGAUUGAGGGUGGGGGGGCGGGGUUGGGGAAGAUAAAUAGACCUAUAACAAUCACUUCUUGAAGAAGUAUAAUUGUAAAUAAGCCAUGUAAAAUGCCUUUUUAAAAUUUAAUUUUAUAGCUGGCUCCAAUUCGACCCGAGGGUUUCCACAUCAGCUCCCUUACUUGGUUGGCCGGUGCAGGACCUCCGUUAAAAACGCAGGGGGAGCGGAAGUCUUUCCGUCCCCUCCCAAAUAGCUGUCACUUUGGAAGGGAGAGGGUACCGGGCGUGUCACCAACAGAAUGAGGCGGUGCAGUCUGUCACUGGUAGCUACUCCUGCCCCCUUCCAUCCUCUUCUUCGGAAAGUCUUUGCUCUUGACUUUUGCUGUGGACACGCACACCCUCAUCCAUGUCCUGCUAAAUAGGAGACCCCGGGGCAGGGCAGGGCGGGGGUGGGGGUGGGGGAGCCCUCCUGCACACGCGCCCCUGGAUUUGUGGACUUCAGUUUUUGUCCUUUCAUCACUGAGACAGGUGGGGGGGGAGGGUUGCUGCCUUUUCUUUUUUGCCCCUUGUUUUCCUUUUUUUUUCUUUUCUUUUCCUUUUUUUUCCCCCCUCUUGUGGAACUUGGCCACAAUUCCUGAAAUCUGUGCCUCAAUUACUAACUAGCUUCAGUGAUUCCUCUGAAAAUUUCCCUGUGUAGGUUUCCGGAAAGAUUGUCAACAUUAUGAAGUAGCACAUAGAAAUAACGAGCAAUGGAAUGAAGGAUUCAGCUAGGGAGCAGGGGACACUUGUGUGCCGCAGGUCAGCUGGGGCCCACGGUUAGCCCCGAUCCGAGCUUUGCACGCCAGAUAACAGCUCCGGGACGCAGGCGCCCAAGCCCACGCGCUGCGCUCACACCCCACGCACUUCUUGGAGGUAGAUUCUAAAUUGCCCUCCAAGUCGUGCCUGUUUUCCCCUGAGCCAGAUCCCUCAGUUCAGAGUUCCUGUUGGCUUCUGCAGGAUUCUGAAAAAUGCCAGUCUUUUCCCCUCUCCUUUUCCAUGAAACAUAUUUAUAUAAUCGUGAUUAGGAGUACUUCCUGCAGAGUACUUCAUAUUUUUUUUAAUUGCCUUGUUUGCCUUCAACUUUCUUAAUUUUCAUGGUUUACAUGGAUGUGUGUGUAGGGGGGUGUAUUUGUGUAUAUGCGUGCGGGUUGGGGUUUUCUCCGUUGCACGUGUUGGUUUCAUGGACAUAUGACCCCCACGAGCUGUGGGAGUGAUCGGCCAGGCCUUGUUUUUUGUUCUUGCUUUUUUGUUGUUCUUUUGAAGAAUAGAAUGGAAUAUAGAAAACAAAUAGCAUUAAAAAGCUCUUAUCAGCUCAUAUGAGAGAGCAGGCAGCUGCCCUUGAAAAUGCUGGUAAGUUGUAUCCUAGGUUUUAAAAGAAUGUUGAGCAUCUCAUCCUUUGAAAGACCUUCACGGGGGAGCGUUACACACAGGAGCUCACUUGGUUUUCCUUUUUGAAGUCUGGUGCGUAGAGCAAUAAAGAUUUCUCCCGCCCCCCAUCCCCUCCAGGCCCGUGUUGCCGGCCUUGACCCUCCUGGUCCUUCCUGGUCCCCUUUCGUCACUGAAGGCCAUGAGCUGCUCUCCGCGUGGCACAACCACGUGAUGUCAUUUGGAAGAACUUGCCGGCUCACGCUGAUCCUUGGUUAAGGACGAUGCGUGUGUGGCCAGCAGCGCUGUAACACGGCCUGUUCGAAGCUUGCCACGAACAUCUUUGCCGCCGAGAAUGAAAUGUUGGCAAAGAUUUCAAAACCUGGUUUUGAAAAGAAAGUGCUGAUUUGAGGACAAAGGGAGAGGUCUCUUUUCACUGCUUGAAGGAAGGUCACUGAAAUUAUUCAACGUGUGAGUUUGUCCUCUAAGCGUGAAAUCUCUCACUGUGUCCUGCUUAGUCGUUUACCCACCAAGCUGAGUACCGAGCGGGAAGUGUAAAAGGUAAUUUACAACCAGGCCCGUGAGCUGUUAAUCGUGGAAGAGUCUCUUGUUAAAAACAAAAAAACAAGAACCAAAUGUGACCUUGUGUGUAUUUUGGCAGCUGAAAUUCUUUAAGGCUACUGAUGGGCGACCCCUUAAAUCAGUCUCGUCUCUGAUUGCUGCGUGCAGGGAAAGGUUUUUCCUCUCACGUGGCUUUUCUGGGGGAGGAGUUAUUGCAAAAAUAUUCCUUUUGACGUUACAGGGACUGUUUCCUUGCAGCUCCUCUGCCACAGACAUUAAUGGCUGAGCAACAGCCACGUGUACUGAUUGUGUCCUCUCACCAUUGACCAUGGCAUUGAGCGUAGCUAGCUAGCAUCCUUCCAUCACUACAUUUUUUUUUUGAGCUUGCUCUUAUGUUUCAAGAGGUGCCAGGGGUACAUUUUUGCACUGAAAUCUAAAGAUGUUUUAAAAACACUUUUCACAAAAAUAGUCCUUUGUCAUUACAUUAUUUACUCAUGUGUUUGUACAUUUUUGUAUGUUAAUUUAUGAAUGAUUUUUUCAGUAAAAAAUACAUAUUCAAGAACCAAA
This is a messenger RNA of Hyaena hyaena (striped hyena), 4265 nucleotides long. RefSeq names its product beta-1,4-galactosyltransferase 5 (gene B4GALT5). The record is from RefSeq and is a predicted model, not a curated record. The transcript is spliced from 9 exons. Bases 91 to 1257 code for a protein of 388 amino acids. Gene Ontology annotation, molecular function: UDP-galactose:glucosylceramide beta-1,4-galactosyltransferase activity. Gene Ontology annotation, biological process: carbohydrate metabolic process; glycoprotein biosynthetic process. NCBI's taxonomy places the organism in Eukaryota, Metazoa, Chordata, Mammalia, Carnivora, Hyaenidae.